Solanum verrucosum is the source of this 1741-nucleotide messenger RNA. Its product is annotated as pentatricopeptide repeat-containing protein At1g74900, mitochondrial. The transcript has a single exon. Gene Ontology annotation, molecular function: protein binding. The record is from RefSeq and is a predicted model, not a curated record. The coding region runs from base 31 to 1491 and encodes 486 amino acids. Lineage: Eukaryota; Viridiplantae; Streptophyta; Magnoliopsida; Solanales; Solanaceae.
UCUUAGCGCCAUAGUCCGGAGAACGGUGAAAUGUUGAAUCUGCACCGAACCCUCAUAGUACCGCUAAAUCCCAUUUCUCCCACCCUCAGUCACUUCGCCACUCUUCCGCCGCCGUCACAGCUACCACCGGACCCCGUCGUAAUCUCCAACCUCAUACUUCAAUCCAGCCCAGAAUCAUUAUCAGAUACCCUUCACACCCUCACGCAAUGGACACCGGACCUCGUCCAAGCUGUACUAAAGCGUCUAUGGAACCACGGCCCGAAAGCUCUCCAAUUUUUCAACCUCCUCGAUCACCACCGUUCAUAUACUCACUCUGCCACAGCCUUCGAUCACGCCAUUGACAUCGCUGCUCGGAUGCGCGAUUACAAGACCCAGUGGAAACUUGUGGCCCGAAUGCAAUCUCGGCGGCUCGGCCCGAACCCGAAGACAUUCGCUAUCAUCACUGAGAGGUAUGUCUCCGCUGGGAAAGCUGAUAAAGCUGUGAAUGUUUUCCUGUCUAUGCAUAAACAUGGUUGCCCUCAAGAUUUGAAUUCUUUCAAUGCAUUUCUCGACGUGCUUUGCAAAUCAAAACGGGCCGAGAUGGCUCUUAAGUUGUUCAAGAUGUUCAGGAGCAGGUUUAAAGCUGAUACAAUUAGUUAUAAUACACUUGCGAAUGGGUUUUGUUUAGUUAAGAGGACACCCAAAGCACAAGAAAUUUUGAAAGAAAUGGUGGAGAGAGGUCUGAAUCCAACCAUAACUACAUAUAAUAUAAUGCUUAAUGGGUUCUUUAGAGCAGGGCAGAUUAAGGAAGCUUGGGAAUUCUUUUUGCAGAUGAAGAAGAGGAAAUGUGAUAUUGAUGUUGUGACUUACACUACUAUAGUUCACGGGUUUGGUGUUGCGGGUGAGGUUGAGAAGGCUCAAAAGUUGUUCAAUGAAAUGGUGGGGGCUGGUAUACUUCCCUCUGUUGCAACUUAUAAUGCUCUGAUACAAGUUAUGUGUAAGAAAGAUAGUGUGGAAAAUGCUAUUUUAAUUUUCAAUGAGAUGUUGAGGAAAGGUUAUUUGCCGAAUGCCACAACUUAUAAUGCCAUUAUAAGGGGAUUGUGCCAUGUCAGAAAAAUGGACAAUGCUAUGGAGUAUAUGGAUAAGAUGAACGAGGAUGGGUGCGAACCAAAUGUUCAGACUUAUAAUGUUGUCAUCCGAUACUAUUGUGAUGAAGGGGAAAUUGAGAAGAGCCUGAGGGUGUUUGAGAGGAUGAGUACCGGGGAUUGUUUACCUAAUUUGGAUACAUACAAUAUCUUGAUAAGUGCAAUGUUUGUGAGGAAAAAAUCAGAUGAUUUAUUAGUGGCUGGGAAAUUAUUGACAGAAAUGGUUGACAGAGGGUUUCUUCCUCGAAAAUUUACCUUCAACCGGGUCCUAAAUGGUCUUUUGCUAACUGGUAAUCAAGAUUUUGCGAAGGAGAUUUUGGGGUUGGUAAGCAAAUCUGGCCGCCUCCCCUGUCAUUUUAAAUUGUGAGCACAACAGCAUAGGUAUGAUACCAAACUAAGUGCCUUUUUGAAGCCUAAUGAAACAGUAAAUCUCUAAAUCUGAGAUGGGUUUGUCACAUGCCAUGGACGGGCAUGAUGAAUGUGAAGAGUUUGAGAUGAAAAUGACUUAAAAAGCAUGCCAUUAUCUUAAUGCAGCAGCUCACGAGCAUGUUUGUUGCGUCUCGUGAAAUUCAAUCUUGGAGUGUGGUAAUAUGUGGAUAAGUAUGAUGAAUGUGAAG